AUGCGAGACUUGACUAUAAAUACAGUGAUAUUAGAGAACUUUGCGCUACUUUUGCCGUUCAAAGACCGAUACUUUAACGGACAGUAUAUUAAAAACAUGGUAUUAAAAGCGGCCAUAUUUGACUGGGUAAUGAUGGAACCGAGUAGAGUGGCCAGAUGUGCUCUAUUCGACGGCAUCGACGCCCAAUACCUGGAAGUGCUAACAAUACUGGACUCAAAGCUCACCCAACCGUUGAAUCAAAGGGAAGAGUUUGAGUGGAAAAUGUUCGCCAAAUUUGUUAACCUUAAAGCCCUACACAUAGAAAACGGUGUUUUGGUAACCGUUGGCCAACGAUUCCGCGACCUAUCCGUAGGGCAACUAAUUUCGGUCACAUUUCGCAAGAAUAUUCUGCAACACAUCGAGAGACACACAUUCGACGCAAUGGUUUCGCUCAAACGGUUGACAAUUACCCAGAAUUUGAUCACUAGUUUAGACUUUUUGGCCACAAAACACACCGUUUGGCCCAAACUAUGGUAUUUGGAUUUGAGACAGAAUUUGUUGGAAAGCUUUCCGACCACUUUAGUCGACUCAUUGCCGGCGCUUAAAGUACUAAAAUUGGGCCAAAAUAAAAUCAGGGUAAUCGACGCCAACACAAUGAACGUGCUGAUCGCCAGGUGUAGCGAGUUUCACUUUGAGAAACUACCAGGACCGAUAGACAAGAGCGGACCGGCGGACAAAGACAUCUACUUUGAGGCCCGGAAGUCGAUGGCAUGGAUUCCCAACUUUUUUCAAACUUUGCCCAAAAGUCCGUAUUUUUUCUACGAAUCGUUACAAAAGAUGAAGUGUUUGAACAUGAGGUCAAAUGAGACCAUACUGUGCGGUAAAAUCGACCCUGAUGAUUUCGACUUUCCCGACAUUGUCAAUAGUACUACCCCUCUGCCCAAUACACCGACCCCAUAUACUGAUAUUACAAGUGGCACAGUUAGUCACACUACGCCGGUAGCUUCAACUUAUAACCCAACUCAUAGCCACACACCUACGAGUCAGACACGCACUAGUGAUGAUCCGUCAACUGAGCCCUCGGUGGUAACGAAUCCAACUGAUCCAUCAGUAGAUUGGGAUAGGAUUAGCUAUUAUGUCUCAUCGUGUUUGUAUUACGAUCAUGAUCAGACAUAUGAAUGUUGUUUUGAUAAGUAA
Medioppia subpectinata is the source of this 1176-nucleotide messenger RNA. Lineage: Eukaryota; Metazoa; Arthropoda; Arachnida; Sarcoptiformes; Oppiidae. The record is from the annotation of a GenBank genome assembly.